CCUGAGCGCCAGAACUUGAUCCGCAGACGGGUAACUGGAGAACCGGCCGCUGUCAGAGCACUGAGAGCUAUAUAAAUCUCACCUGGAGCGCUUCACAGUCACCACUCAGCCUUAUACUUCUGUUCAUUCACCUGCCGGAGGACUGCACUGAGGAUCAUGUCUCUCACAUCUAUCCUUUCCGCUGAUGCCAUCGACUGUGCACUCAAGGACUGUCAAGCUCCAGACUCCUUCAACCCCAAGAAGUUCUUCCAGCUGUGUGGGAUGACCAAGAAAAGUCCUCAGGAUGUGAAGAACAUCUUCAACAUCUUGGACAACGACGCCAGCGGCUUCAUCGAGGAGGACGAACUCAAGUUUUUCCUGCAGCGGUUCUCCGGCGGUGCUCGCGUGCUGACCGAUAAAGAGACAAAGGCUUUCCUAGCAGCAGCCGACGACGACAGCGAUGGCAAGAUUGGAGCAGAAGAGUUCCAGGCAAUGGUGCUGUCCUGAAUGACACGUCUCUCUCCGCGCCUGUGCUCAGAUUUCAUUUCAAUUCAACUCAUCCGUCUGGACACUCGAUACGCCGGUGUUUUUCGCUUCGGAAACCCCCUGGUCAAUAGAGUCCACAUACUGUAUACUCCGCAGAGCCUUUCUUUGAGUUUUGGACAUGUAGAGAGCGCACAUGGGCAUCGAGCAAAUGUAAAACUACCUGAAAAAUUACUGAAGUCAAUAAAUAAAUGGCUUAUAAUGUUUCAAA
Molecule: messenger RNA, 733 nt
Organism: Danio aesculapii
Lineage: Eukaryota; Metazoa; Chordata; Actinopteri; Cypriniformes; Danionidae
Gene: pvalb8
Product: parvalbumin 8
Exons: 5
Coding region: 157-486 (109 amino acids)
Cellular component (GO): cytoplasm; nucleus
Molecular function (GO): calcium ion binding
Source: RefSeq, a predicted model, not a curated record